Molecule: messenger RNA, 3091 nt
Organism: Anguilla rostrata (American eel)
Lineage: Eukaryota; Metazoa; Chordata; Actinopteri; Anguilliformes; Anguillidae
Product: acetylgalactosaminyl-O-glycosyl-glycoprotein beta-1,3-N-acetylglucosaminyltransferase-like
Exons: 1
Cellular component (GO): Golgi membrane
Molecular function (GO): UDP-glycosyltransferase activity; hexosyltransferase activity
Source: RefSeq, a predicted model, not a curated record
CCAGCGACCAGCGAGCCGCGACAGGGACGGGCGGGAGGGGGCGGGGGGCGCGGGAACCGGCCGACCGCGUACACGUGCUCGCAGGACAGCUCGGCGAGGGACGUCGGGGGGUUCUCCCAGCUGAAGCCCCACCUUCAGGACUUCCUGCUGUACAGGCACUGCCGCCGCUUCCGCCUCCUGCAGGACGCGCCGGGGAAGUGCGGCCGGGCGCCGGAGGACUCGGCCGGCGUCUUCCUGCUGGUGGCGAUCAAGACGUCGCCGGGGAGCUUCGACCGGCGGGCGGUCCUGCGGCGGACGUGGGCGGCGGAGCAGCGGCAGAACGGCGCCGGCGUCCGGCGGGUCUUCCUGGCGGGGACGGCGGACCGGCCCGGCGCCGAGCGGCGCUGGCGCACCGACGAGCUCCUGCGGCUGGAGAACCGUCGCCACGGCGACAUCCUGCAGUGGGACUUCCUGGAGUCCUUCUUCAACCUGACGCUGAAGCAGCUGCUGUUCCUGGACUGGGUGCGGGAGCGGUGUCCGCGCGCCCGCUACGUCUUCCUCGGCGACGACGACGUCUUCGCCAACACCGACAACAUGGUGCGGUACCUGCAGGCCCGGGACGCGCCCGGCACCCCUCCGCACCUGUACGUGGGGCAGGUGCUCCGCGAAACCAAGCCCGUCAGGUGGGCCGGCAGCAAGUACUACAUCCCCACUCAGGUGUACGCGGCCAAGACCUUCCCGCCAUACUGCACCGGCGGUGGGUUCCUCAUGUCCGGAUACACGGCCUGGGUCGUGCACAACAUGUCGUCCGCCGUGCCUGUGAUGCCCAUAGACGACGCCUACAUAGGCAUGUGCUUGGAAAAGGCGGGGCUGCCACCAACGGACCACUUCGGCUUUCUGGCUGUGGGCGAGAACGCCAAGCCCAACUUAAUCUACGCCAUGGACCCCUGCCUUUCCCGGGACCUUUUCCUGGUUCACAGUUUCCAGACUUACGAGAUCCUGGUUAUGUGGGAGAGGAUUCACAGCCCGGACCUGAAGUGCGCGAUCCCAGAUCAAUUUUAACAGCGCGGCUGGCACUUCCAACGCCAUAGCUUUGUUUGGUUUUUGCCCAGAUUGGACUACAAAGCAGGGCAUGCAUGCUCUGUCAGGAUCCAGCCAAUCACACUGGCCUACAAUAUGAGAUAACCAAAUAACUAGAGUAAAUGAGCUGAGCGGUUUUGUUGCUUCUUAUUCUGCGGUGAUGGGCCUUGAUGACAUUUAAUGGGAGAUUUAACCAAAAAUACAUAUUUUUAAAAAUAGUUUUUAGGGUUGCUGGAUGGCUCGACCUCCUAAGGCCAUGUUGAAGUGUGUGGAUGGGCCCUAUGGCCUGGUAUUGAAUCCAAACUGUGCCAAAGUUGACUGUGGCCAACAGUCCCACAGGGUGAGGCCAUGGCCAAUUACGUACUUGAACUCAUUACUGUACGUUACCCCACCCCCCCACAACACACCCACAAACCAUCUCUGAGGAGCCUAUAAAAUGAAGAACACUGUUCAGGGUGAACUUCCUGUUAGAUAAAACGGAACUUUUCUAAAUUUAUCACAACAUUCUACCAACUGAAUAAGCCCCCUUGUUUCUGGGGUGUGUUGUGAGUCAUCUGGGUUUUGGCAUGCUUCAACUGUUUGUUUCCACAACUGGGAUGGAGAAUCUUCCAGUUCUCUCAUCUCUAGCAGUCUAUGGUUUUACUGUCACUGGAAGUAUUGCAUUAACUUAGUGCAUAUCUUUAUCUUGCCUGUGUCCAAAUACAUAUUUAUUGUGGUUGUUAAAAUGUUGUGCAAUUUUAAUGGAUGACAACAGAGAAGAAACUUGCUGCUUCUUUUAUUAUGAAACAAAAGAGAAGUAUGUGCAGUGUGAAUCAGAAAGCAAAAAUAACAUCAGUAAAAACAGGGUUUCUUGGAAACGAAGUUUGAAGAACAGAAGCUAAGCUUACAAUGGAGAGUUUAACAGUGGAGCACUGUGAAUCUAUUUAAGAGCUGUCUUCAUGUAUUUUAAUCUACAGUAUCUAAGGCUUUGUUUGUACUGUCCCAAUGGACACAGUUGUUAUUCCGUCACUGUGAAUGAGCCGGUCAGAACUCAUGAUAAGUCGAAUCUACCUAACCAAAGUGGAAUCUUUGGCCAUCUGUACCCUGCUAUAUCGGUUAAAAAGAUAAAUCAGAGCUGGAAAAAAUGAUUUACACUGACAUUCGUUUAUUGCCUUUUACAUGGUAUUUAUGGUCUGUGCAAAGAGAGCUUUUGUCAAUGUGUAUCUAACCUGACUCUUCACUUUUCGGCCCCUAAUAGAGCCAUCAAAUCGGUCAACCAGUUCAACUUAAAUUUUAUCAGGUGAAGGAAAAAAAAUCAUUGUAUAAGAAAAGCAGAAUUAAUUAAAGAUUAUAGACUUGGUGGCUCACAAGCCAUUGUUCCAUUGAUUUUCAAUGCCUUAAUGACACACAUGAAAAUCAUUUGGUUAAUAACUAAAAUUUUUAUGGUUUUGCAUGGCCAAUGGUGUUUUCAAGAAAAUGGGAGGCAUUGGGCCUAUUUUAAAAUGUGAUUUUAUGCUGCUAUUCUGAAAGUUUUUGUAUAAUCUUAAUUUCUCUCCUGACAGAACUCCUAUUUGGAACAACAGGCACAUUGUCUCUAGGAAUUUACAUAGGCCUACAGAGAUGGGUGGAAAUGGGUGUUACUUCCACACUGGAAGUAACACACAAUGAGUUACUUCCAGUGUUAAAGGACUUCCACGGUGUGUUUAUUUAUUUGGUCCAAAAUGUAAUUUCUAAUAACCCGAUAAACUCUCUUGCUCAUCACAGCUCAUUUUACACCCUGUGAAACCCAGACAUUUGUGUGCUUUCAAGCCGAUGUUGUGUGUACUUAUUCUCAUACACAUUCUGACUAACAGUAGAAAAUGUUUCACGCCAAAUAUGUUUCUGAAAAGAAGUGUUGCAUUUGUGCAACACUGGGUCUGACAGGGUUAACUGAAAUGAGUUUAAAAUCCGAUAAGCUGAAAAACAAACAUACGUAACCACUUUAAUGACUGGUUAUACCCUGUAAAAUGCAAAAGAUACUAGGUCAGAUUUAAUAAAGUGUUGAGAAAUGGCA